This is a messenger RNA of Diaporthe citri, 1389 nucleotides long. RefSeq lists its product as uncharacterized. Gene Ontology annotation, cellular component: lysosome. The transcript is spliced from 3 exons. The record is from RefSeq and is a predicted model, not a curated record. Gene Ontology annotation, molecular function: alpha-L-fucosidase activity. NCBI's taxonomy places the organism in Eukaryota, Fungi, Ascomycota, Sordariomycetes, Diaporthales, Diaporthaceae. The coding region runs from base 1 to 1389 and encodes 462 amino acids. Gene Ontology annotation, biological process: glycoside catabolic process; fucose metabolic process.
AUGGCCUCAGACCCUAAGAGCACUCUCGCCCGACAGGCCGCCUGGCAUGAACUAGAAUAUUAUGCCUUCAUCCACUUUGGGCCUAAUACCUUCACAGAUGAGGAGUGGGGAAGAAGCCAGAGCCCGCCAGAUGUCUUCAACCCCGUCGUCCUGGACACAGACCAAUGGGCCAAGACAUUCGCCGACGCAGGCAUGACUGGCAUGAUCCUAACCCCAAAGCACCACGAUGGAAUGGCGCUCUGGAACACGUCCACGACAACGUACAAGAUCGACAACGGCGCGUGGGCCAAGAACCGCACCGCCCUGGGGAUCGGGACCAACGUGGUCCGUCUGGCCGCCGCCUCAGCGAAAAAGUACGGCAUCAACUUCGGCGUGUACCUGUCCCCAUGGGACAUCCACCGCGACCCCGCGAUGCCCAAGCCCGGCCUCGCGGGCACCAUCUACGACGAGCCGCAGAACUUCGGCGACGCGACGGACGGCGACUACAACGCGCUGUACGCGGCGCAGCUGACCGAGCUCGUGACGAUGGCGCUCGGCGACGGCUCCGCGACGUUCGACUGGGCGCUGUUCCGCGACAUCAUCCGCGAGCACCAGCCGGGCGCCGUCAUGUGGGGCCACCAGGGCGUCGACGCGCGCUGGGUCGGCAACGAGGACGGCGUCACGGUCGCCACCAACUGGCACACCAUCAGCCGCACGCAGGACGACGCGCGCUACGGCGGGGAGGAGCUGCAGAGCGGCGUCCGCGACGGGCUGUACUGGACGCCCGCCGAGGCCGACGCGCGCAUCCGCGACGGCUGGUUCUGGCACGCCAGCGAGGCGCCCAAGACGGCGCAGGCACUGAUGGAUAUGUACAUGCAGUCUGUGGCCAGGAGCGUCAACCUGCUGCUUGAUGUGCCGCCUGACACGGACGGCGUCAUCCAGCAGGUGGAUGUUGACUCGCUCGUGGCUUUCAAGGGACUGCGCGACGCCUUCAUUGACCGGGAGAUCCUGACGCCUGGGCUCAACACGACUGUGAGCAGCAUCCGAGACGGGGACGCGGCGCUGUAUGGACCGGUCAAUGUGAUCAACAAUGACACCGCUACGUACUGGGCCGUCGAUGCUAACGAGACCACGGGGUGGGUGGAGAUCGACCUCGGUGGCGUGUACUCGGUGGAUGCUUUCAUAGUUCAGGAGCACAUUGCUCUAGGUCAGCGCAUUGGUGGUUAUACAAUUGAGGUUGCCGUGGAUGGAACGUAUCAGACGGCCGUCAAUGGCACUUCACUCGGGUAUAAACGGAUCGAUAGGUUGGGCACAGCUGUUCCGGCCACGCAGAUUCGAUUCAGUGUCACUCAGGCCAACGCCACACCUCUUCUCCAGAGCGUACAGAUCUUGGGUGAAAAGGCUACCUAG